Molecule: messenger RNA, 2186 nt
Organism: Callithrix jacchus (white-tufted-ear marmoset)
Lineage: Eukaryota; Metazoa; Chordata; Mammalia; Primates; Cebidae
Gene: CYLC2
Product: cylicin 2
Cellular component (GO): nucleus
Molecular function (GO): structural constituent of cytoskeleton
Source: RefSeq, a predicted model, not a curated record
UACAAUACUUAAGUCCUGGCAAGUCAUAGGUGGAGAAAAUGUCUCUCCCACGAUUCCAUAAAGUAAGCUUUGGGACAUAUGAUAAUUACAUUCCAGUGAGUGAAUUAAGCAAAAAAUCAUGGAAUCAGCAACACUUUGCCCUGUCAUUUCCAAAACCACAACGGCCAGGAACGAAAAGAAGAUCGAAACCUUCUCAAAUAAGGGACAACACAGUUCCUAUAAUUGAUGAAGAACAAUUAAGAGGAGGUCAUAGACCACCAUUAUGGAUGCACCGUUCUUUAAUGAGAAUUUCCGAGAGACCAUCUGUUUAUUUAGCUGCCAGGAGGCAGCCUCUCAAACCAACUCGCACUUUCAAGGCGGAUUCUAAAGCAGCAGAUAUUGGUAAAAAAGAUGAAGACAAGACAAAAGAGAAGGAAUCAGAAUUAAAACAAGGGAAAAAAGAUUUAAAGAAAGGCAAGGAGGUAGAUAAAGGAAAAGAUGAAAACCUAGAUGCAAAGAAAGAUAGCAAAAAAGGCGAAAAAGAUGCAAAGAAGGGAAAAGCCUCGGCUACAGAAUCUGAAGAUGAAAAAGGAGGUGCAAAAAAAGAUAGCAAAAAAGGUAAAGAGGAUGUAAACAAGGGCAAAGGCUCAGCCACAGAAUCUGAAGAUGAAAAAGGAGGUACAAAGAAAGAUGCCGAAAAAGACAAAAAAGAUUCAAAGAAGGGCAAGGAUUCAACCAUGGAAUCAGAAUCUGUAAAAGCAGAUGAAAAGAAGGGUGAGGAUGGGAAAAAAGAUGCAAAGAAAGGUGAUGAACUGAAGGAUGCCAAGAAAGAUGCAAAGGAGAAUAAAAAGGAUAAGAAAGAUAAGAAGAGGCCCAGUAGUACAGACAGUGACUCAAAGGAUGAUGCUAAGAAAGAGUCUAAGAAGGAUGCCAAGAAAGAUGCAAAAAAAGAUUCUGACAAAGAAUCCUCUGAUUCAAAGAAGGAUGCAAAGAAAGGUACAAAGGAUGCAAAGAAGGAUGCAAAGAAGAAGGGCAAGUGGCCCUUUAAUAAGAAUUCGAACUGAAAGAAUAAUUCAAAAGCAUAUUUGAUGAACAAUAGCGGUAGUCUGCAACAGAAUUUGUGAGUAAAAAAGAGGUUUCAAAUAAUUAAAUUAUGUUUAAAAGGGGGCAAAGAAGGAUACAAAGGAGAACUCAGAAGAAAUUUAUAAAAAUAUAAGAAAAAUGUUAAAAAAAAUUAAGGGGGAUCCAUUGAAAGACUUGAAGAAUGCAUAUGCUUAAAUUUGGGGAUAGAAAGGAAUCAAUGAAUGAUCUCUAGAAAGAUUCAAAGAGAAUAUUCAAAUAAGAAUGUAGAAGAUAAGGACAGUAAAUCCAUGGACACACACACACACACACACACACACACAUACACAUUUAAUAAAGGCUUAAAAAACCCAAGGAGGGAAAUGUCAUAUCUAUAGAUUUAAAAUAAUCUCAAACUGCAUCCAUAAAUUUAAAGAAAGAAAUAUAGGAGCCAUGAAUUGAAGUUAAACACCUUUAAGAAAGUCUACUUUCAAGUAAACAUAGCAUCCCUCUGGGGGGAAAAAGAAAAGAAGUAAAAGAAAAAAUCACUUCCUCAUGAGCCAAUAUCUUUCUUUCUGAAGUUUACACAACCACAACCAUGCUUACAGUUGUUGGAUGUCCCACUUCCAAGCCAAAAGAAGCACUCCAGAAUUUUAUCAAGUUUGGACUCUCAUUUUAAGAAAUAUUUGAAGAACAUGGAGAGACAAGCAAGUAAAUUAAGCUUUAGAAAGUGCACUUGAAAAGGAAGGGUCUCCUAUUGUGUAUGUUCUCAAGAACUAGCUUCUGAGGAACAAGAAUGUUGCAAGAAAAGAAGAUACUAAACAGUACAGAGAUGAUUAAGACCAUGAGCUUGGGAAACCAAAGGAAGAAUGAUACACAGAGAAAGCAAAUAUAUGAAGGAACAUACUGGAAGCACAACAGAACCUUGGCUAUGAAGACUCUUCAAGGUUUUGUUAUUCAAGGUCUAUGGAUUAUCAUGAAGAUGGACAGGACAUUACAUCACACUGGAAAAGUGAAACAUCCCACUCAGCUGGUGAUCUUCCUGUCAUGAAAGCAGCUUGACAGCUCCAAUUUUCAAUUGAACGCAUUAAACACCUGGUGAAAUUAUCAAUUAAAAACAUCUACUCACCAUAGUUAUGUGUGUCUAA